Messenger RNA from Nanorana parkeri, 592 nucleotides. RefSeq names its product arachidonate 5-lipoxygenase activating protein (gene ALOX5AP). Gene Ontology annotation, cellular component: endoplasmic reticulum; membrane; nuclear envelope. Gene Ontology annotation, biological process: leukotriene biosynthetic process. The coding region runs from base 56 to 541 and encodes 161 amino acids. The record is from RefSeq and is a predicted model, not a curated record. The transcript is spliced from 5 exons. Lineage: Eukaryota; Metazoa; Chordata; Amphibia; Anura; Dicroglossidae. Gene Ontology annotation, molecular function: glutathione transferase activity; enzyme activator activity; leukotriene-C4 synthase activity.
CCUUAUACUGUCAGAAGAACACAACACCAAACCAGAGACAGCUCCAGCCUGCACGAUGGACCAAGAAAUCCUGGGACACAUCGUCCUCUUGGUAAUUGUCACUUUGAUCAGCGUCAUCCAGAAUGUAUUCUUUGCAUUCAAAGUUGAGAACGAAACGAAGAAUCAACAUUCCAGGAGUUUCCAAAGAACUGGCUCCCCCGCCUUUGAAAAAGUCUACACAGCAAACCAAAACUGUAUUGAUGCAUACCCCACAUUCCUCGCUGUGUUUUGGUGUGCCGGAGUACUCUGUAGCCAAGCUCCUGCAGCUUUCGCUGGUCUGAUGUAUUUGUUUGUCAGACAGAAGUACUUUGUUGGUUACCUGGGUGAGAAGACACAGAGCACUCCUGGAUACAUAUUUGGAAAGCGCAUCAUAUUCUUCCUGUUUGCCAUGUGCGUGGCGGGGAUCCUGAACCAUUACAUUGUCAUGUUGUUCGGAAGUGAUAUGGAGAUGUAUAUUAAAACAGUCAGUGGCACUUUCUCUCCUUUACUGCUUAUUCCAUAAUUGUAACCCGGCUAAAAGCGCUCCAGUAUAAAAACUUCAAUGAGCAUUGCA